Messenger RNA from Arvicanthis niloticus (Nile rat), 1988 nucleotides. RefSeq names its product apolipoprotein L domain containing 1 (gene Apold1). Gene Ontology annotation, biological process: lipid transport; lipoprotein metabolic process; angiogenesis. Gene Ontology annotation, cellular component: membrane; extracellular region. Gene Ontology annotation, molecular function: lipid binding. Lineage: Eukaryota; Metazoa; Chordata; Mammalia; Rodentia; Muridae. The record is from RefSeq and is a predicted model, not a curated record.
AUGGAGAAGCGGACGGCCUGGAAGCCGCAGGGUGCGGAUGCGCUGCGGCGCUUCCAAGGACUGCUGCUGGACCGCCGCGGGCGGCUGCACAGCCAAGUGCUGCGCCUGCGCGAAGUGGCCCGGAGACUCGAGCGUUUACGCAGGCGCUCCCUGGCGGCCAACGUGGCGGGCAGCUCUCUGAGCGCCGCUGGCGCCUUAGCAGCCAUCGUGGGGUUGUCACUCAGCCCAGUCACCCUGGGAGCCUCGCUCGUGGCUUCUGCUGUGGGCUUAGGGGUGGCCACCGCCGGAGGGGCAGUCACCAUCACGUCCGACCUCUCUCUGACCUUCUGCAAUUCCCGGGAGGUGCGGAGGGUGCAGGAGAUCGCUGCCACCUGCCAGGACCAGAUGCGCGAGCUUCUGAGCUGCCUCGAGUUCUUCUGUCAGUGGCAGGGGCGCGGGGACCGCCAGCUGCUGCAGAGCGGGAGGGAUGCCUCCAUGGCUCUUUACAACUCUGUCUACUUCAUCGUCUUCUUCGGCUCACGUGGCUUCCUCAUCCCCAGGCGUGCCGAGGGGGCAACCAAAGUCAGCCAGGCCGUGCUGAAGGCCAAGAUUCAGAAACUGUCUGAGAGCCUGGAGUCCUGCACUGGCGCCCUGGAUGAACUUAGUGAGCAGCUGGAGUCCCGGGUCCAGCUCUGCACCAAGGCCGGCCGUAGCCAGGACCUCAGGAUUUCCGCUGAUCUGGAUGCAGCGUUAUUUUUCUAAGAGCAUCCUCUACCUAGAUGGAAUGUUCUAGAUUCCUAGCAUCCACAGGGAAGCGCUACAUGGGUGGAGUGCAAAGGAUGACAGAAACUCUUCUUGCAGGGCAUCAGUCCUUAGCUCCUUGUGUGUGUGUGAAGGACUUUUCACUUGUGUAAUCCCAAUUGAGUGUGUGACCUUUCUUGUCUUUGUAGGGGUUGUAGACCCAGACUGGGCCGCAGAGCUGACUUGCUCUGCUCUUCCCAUCCCAGCCAGUUUAUCCACUCACAGACCAAGCCUGACUAUUGCAUAACUUUUCCAUCGUGGCUUCAAAUUCACACCUCUAGGCACCCUGAGAGGGAAAGCCACCUGAAGAAUCCCAACACACUCACCUCCUUCACUUCUAUAAAGAAGCUGGGGGAAGGACGAGAUGAAGUCCCAGACAAUUUUAAAUGACUGACGUUAUAGCAUAGAGGAGAGAGCAACGACCUUUGACUUUAACAGUCUUGGACUGAUCACAGGCUCUGUCCCCCACCUUCGUGUGACUUAGCCACCUUAUCUUGCUGAGACUUGGCUUGUUCGGUGACACAGAUGGUGAUAAGAGGCCACCCUGUUGUGAUGCCCUGAGACAAGAAUGAAAAGCACAGAGGCUAGCUUACAAAAUGUGGCCUGGCUCCUGACUCUCUGUUGGCAGGAAGGGUUAACUGUUGGGCUCGGUCCCAGAUUUCUGAAAUCAGAAACUGCAAAUAUGAGGCCCACCUCUGGCUGAUUCUGAUGCCUCAUAAACGUUUGGAAAUGACGGCAGCAAAUGUUCAUCUCCAUCCAGGUGUGGUGGGGCAUACCUGUAAAGGCCAGCACUUGGAGAUGGAGGUCAGGGGGACCAGUAGUUCAGGGUCAUUCUUAGCUACUUAAUAAACUCAAGACCACCCAGGAUUAUGAGACCCUCGUCUCAAAAACCAAAAGCAAAAGCAGUUAUCUCCUGACUCCCUUCAGUUGUUCAAAGCCCCUCCAGGGCCUUGGGGCCUUCAGAGUCUCUCACAGGAAGUCCAGGAAAGACUGGCCCAGAAGCCAAAGAAAGACUAUGCUGUGUGCUUGUAAACUUAGUUUGUUACGCUGUCCCUAUGAACUAGGAGACAGAACACUACAGUCCCUUUAGAGGGCAGUGUUGCCCAUUCCUUGUAGAGACUGGUAGAGAAGUAAUGUGAACUUACCAGCAAAAACAAACCUUUAUUAUCUGAAAACUCCGACAACAUAUCUUUAUUUAUUUAAAAUUA